Drosophila willistoni is the source of this 501-nucleotide messenger RNA. Its product is annotated as carboxypeptidase inhibitor SmCI-like. Gene Ontology annotation, molecular function: serine-type endopeptidase inhibitor activity. Bases 41 to 310 code for a protein of 89 amino acids. Lineage: Eukaryota; Metazoa; Arthropoda; Insecta; Diptera; Drosophilidae. The record is from RefSeq and is a predicted model, not a curated record. The transcript is spliced from 2 exons.
AACUGACUUUAUUCUUAACUUUAAAGUGAAAAUAGUCAAAAUGCAUUUAGCUCAAUUUAUAUUUACAAUAUUGAUAUUGGUUGCUGUGGCUUUUGCUCUGGAGAAGCAUUACUACUGCGAUUUAAAGGCCACGGACGACGAAUUCUCAGCACGCUCUCCAGGUUGUAAGAUGCGCACAAGAGACGUAUGGAGCUACAAUAAGACGGCAGAAGUAUGUGAAGCUUGGGAAUAUACGGGAUGUCAAGCAAUAGACGGUAAUAGAUUCAGCACUUUCGGUGAAUGUGCCUGGUUUUGUAAUGCCAACGAAUGAAUUACAUUUUUCAUGGUCAAGCAAAUCAAGAUCAAGUGAUGAUUUAGGUCCCUAUAAGGAAUUUCCAUCUUUUUCUAAAUUCUUUAUCAAUUCUUUGAAACAUUUUGUUACUGUUACUGUUACUGAUUGUAUUCGAAAUUGGUGUUAAAAAAUAAAUUUGCUUUAAGAUGUCUUUUCAGUUAGCAUUAUAA